CUCGACUCUUUCAAGCAUAAGCCAGACUGUUUCAAGUCCGUCGCUGGAAGGUUGAAACUAAAAUGCGGCGAGGACAUGCCCGAGUGGGAACGUGUCCAAGCUGCUAUCCAGUUUACGCUGUGCGAACUUUCUACCGCAAGGAUACACUCGUAUCCUCUAGAAUGCGCGUCUUUUGCUUCCUUGGGAGAUGAUAUCGAGUUGGACUUGCAAGACACCUCUGCGGCCGGUUGUGUAGAAGCAUUCUCUCGGAGCACGCAGCACUGGUCGAGCUAUUCAGGAUAUCUUAGAGAAAUACGUAAGUACAUUUGCCUCGUUGUACGAGCUUACGGCUUGACUCUUAAGCAGCGCAACUGUGCUUCGCAUAUCGUCGCUGGCAUGAUAUUGGUAUGCGCGCAGUUUCGGGAAGUACAUGUACAUCAAUUGCUCAAACCAAACCAGAUCGCGCAAAGUCUAUAUAUCACAAUGCGACGAUGGAGAAAAUAUCAUUGCUUCAAAUCUUGCGUGAGAGGGAAAGCAAGGCGAUGGAUCACGAGGUAUCAAGCCAGGCUGCAUGGGACCGGAGCUUCUCAGUAUGCCAAAGACAAGUUUUAA
Messenger RNA from Dacryopinax primogenitus, 591 nucleotides. RefSeq lists its product as uncharacterized. The transcript has 3 exons. NCBI's taxonomy places the organism in Eukaryota, Fungi, Basidiomycota, Dacrymycetes, Dacrymycetales, Dacrymycetaceae. Gene Ontology annotation, biological process: nuclear membrane fusion involved in karyogamy; karyogamy involved in conjugation with cellular fusion. The annotation marks the transcript as partial. The record is from RefSeq and is a predicted model, not a curated record. Gene Ontology annotation, cellular component: endoplasmic reticulum membrane.